Molecule: messenger RNA, 1640 nt
Organism: Miniopterus natalensis
Lineage: Eukaryota; Metazoa; Chordata; Mammalia; Chiroptera; Miniopteridae
Source: RefSeq, a predicted model, not a curated record
GGGUGGCCGGGGGUGCCUGCUGCCCUCAGCCUCUGAGAGGAAGAUGGUCCCAGAUUGGGGCACCUGGAGCAGACAGCCCAGAACUGAAAUCUAGAGGUUGGCAGCAAACCAGGGCAGAGGGGCUUUCCAGCUAAGUGGGAAAGAGCUAGGAGCUCUAGUAGGUAUUUAUUUAUCCCACUGGCACCAUAUAGCGUCAGACGGUUUACAUUAGUCAUUUCAUCUAAUUCUCCCAGCAACCCUGUGAGCUAAGCCAUAUGCCCCGCCCGUUGCACCGAUGAGAACAUUUCGGCUCAGAAUCGCUCCAUCAGGGUCACCCAAUAGGGUGUGACCGGGCUUGGUUUCGAGUUCAGGUGGAUGGGGCUCCAACCUGCAGGUCCUUUCAGUGGCCUCUCUACUUUCAUUUUCUGUUCCUCUGAGUCAGUUAAUUUCCUCUAGGCCUCAGGAAAGAGCUGUGUGUCUUGCUUGGAUUUCCACAUUCUCAGGCUUGGGGAGAGUUUGGCAGAACUCACUUAUGUGAGAUACCAGUGUGCCCAGGUUGUAGUAAGUCAGGAAAUGUCCGUCCCACAGCUUCCCCUCCAACCUUGGUCUUCACUGUAGCCAGAGAGCCACAGAUGAUACUGGAACUAGGACUUGGAGUAGCAGAUGCUUCUGGUUGGGGUAAAGGAGCUGGAGGAUCUUCAGAAGGAGCUUCCCCCGUACCUGUGCGACCUGUCCAGCAGUGACGCGGAUGUCCUGGUGUGGCACGCACUCCUCCUGCCCGAGAAGCCGCCGUACAACCUCAGGGCCUUCAGACUGUGCAUCAGCUUCCCCAAGGAGUAUCCGUUAUUCCCCCCCACGGUGACGUUCCUAACCAAGAUCUACCACCCUAACGUGGACGUCAGCGGCCAGGUGUGCCUACCCAUCAUCAGCAAUGACAACUGGAAGCCUUAUACCAAGGCCUACCAAGUCUUGGAAGCCCUCAACGUGCUGGUGAAUAAGCUGGACCUGGAGGAGCCCCUGCGUCUGGAGCUUGCUGACCUGCUAACACAGGACCCAGAGCAGUUCAACAGGAGAGCCGAAGAGUUCACCCUUAAGUUUGGAGAGCAGCGGCCCUCCUAACUUUAGUUCUGUCCCUCUGCAACAGACCCUGUCGGCCUGAUGGACAGACACACUUUAUGGACUGGGACCAGAGCUCUUGAUUGCCCAUUUUCUGCUCAGUUUUUCUGUUUUCUUCCUUCUUAGGUUGUUAGUCGUUAGUUGUGUGUGUGGUAGGUGUGGACCCAGUUCUAGGUUCACCUGGCCACAGAUGUGCUUUCCCUCUCCCUUUCUGUGCUCCAGAGCCAGGCAGUUUAGUUUCACAGAGUCACAGGCCAGAUCUCACUGGUGGCUCCAUCUUAGGGGUCACCUUCCAGGCCAGCUCGCAGGAGGUGAGCCCAGCAGCCAACCAGAAUCGUAGGGGCAGGAGGCAGAGCACAUGGAACGGAGUGAUUUGCAGUUGGGUGAUUUGUUGAUUACACGUGUAGAUUUAGGGGCUAAACCUGUUCUUUUCUACUGAUGAAUCACUAAGUUGGGUAGGGAAUGUCCAGCCCUCGAAAUCAUUUGGUCUGGCCCUGCCUAAGAGAAGCAGUUCCAGCCAUCAUGUUAGGGGUGAGUUAAUUAAA